Molecule: messenger RNA, 624 nt
Organism: Striga asiatica
Lineage: Eukaryota; Viridiplantae; Streptophyta; Magnoliopsida; Lamiales; Orobanchaceae
Source: the annotation of a GenBank genome assembly
AUGGUCUUGGGUGGAAUCAGGCAUUGGCAUCCCAUAUGGAGCACCAAAGAACUGUUGUCCACCGCCAGAUGCAUAGGAAGGAAAAGGAAAUUGAGGAGCAGCAAUAAUCCAUUUGACUUUCUCGUCAAGAAACUGACCCGAGUCUUGACGUGGGCCCUCCUGGCCCUGAGAGUCAAAAUUCUGCUGAGGAAAGCGAUUCUGUGUAGCAGCCCUAUCAGCCCCCCCAUGCGACUGAUUACUACUACUCUCGAAAACUUGACUGGAAAAAUUCGGCUGCAUAACGGGCCUCUGGUUUUUGUCUUCACGGUCGUUAACCUGAGGGAGAUCGGCGUGGGCCCCACGGAUGUGAGACUCAAAUUCAGACUUCUUCAAGAAGGACUUGAGGCAGUGGGGUGCCGCACAUAUAAAUAUCCUUUCCAUCAUUUUGAUUGUUUGGAUCUUUUGAACGCGUUCGUCACAGCUGAGUUUUACCAGAAGAUGAAUGGCAAAAAAGGGGAAGGAAGAAGAACCAUUUAUCAGAUUAUUAAAAUGUUCGACAGUGAAACUUUGUCAUGGCAAGUAGCAAAGGGAAUCACUUCUAGCACAGUCCAAACAGAAGGCAUGCUCGCAGGGGCUCUGCAGUGA